Argentina anserina (silverweed cinquefoil) is the source of this 1422-nucleotide messenger RNA. RefSeq lists its product as uncharacterized. The record is from RefSeq and is a predicted model, not a curated record. Bases 1 to 972 code for a protein of 323 amino acids. NCBI's taxonomy places the organism in Eukaryota, Viridiplantae, Streptophyta, Magnoliopsida, Rosales, Rosaceae. The transcript is spliced from 9 exons.
AUGAAGGCGGUAGCAUCAGUAACCUUGAACCCUUCCAUUCAUGUCUACCCAUCUCCCGUUUCCCGCCAAAUCAGCUUCCGGUCUCAACGGGUUCAACCUCUACCCCACAACUCCGGCAAAGGGUUGAAAUUUUACAGAAAUGAGGCUGUGCAUUCCGCUUGUAGUGUAAUUUGUGCUCUGAAUGGAGAUCAGGGAGGGUAUGUCUCUGCGUGGGAUGAUAAACCGUAUGAGUUUAUUCCGAAUGGGAAAAGGGCUUACUUGGAUGAACAGGACGUGGUCACAUUCCUUGAUCCCCCCAAGGAGUUGAUUCCUUUGGAUUCGACUUCUUAUAAUCCUGCUGCAUAUCUUUGGAAAAAAAUUGAUGAUAUUCCCCAGGAAAGGCGCCGUCGGCUGCUGCGCUUGUUAGAGCCUAGGCUGAUCUCAAGAGCUUGGGAGAUAGCUGGCACACGAUAUGAUGAACCCAAGUUGAUGAACAGAAGCUCAUCUCAAAUGUCAUCUAAUGAAGAUGGUGUCUCGCUCGAAUAUUAUAAUUGUCGAACAAGUGGAGGACCAAUGCCUAUUUCUUGGAUAAACUAUUUCAAGAUGGCACUUUUUACUUGCAAGGAUGGGAACUUAUAUGGACGAUUUAUUGGUGACACAAUUGUUAAUGGACUUGCAAAAUCCGUUAGUCCAUUGUACUUUGUAGUGAGACAGCUAAAGGAAGUGAUGGCAACUGAACAACCUUGUGAUCUAGCAUAUGAGUUUGGGGAUGGACUGUUUGAUCUACUUGAAUACCCCAAGGGCUUUCCAACACCAGUGAAACAUCCAUAUCCUUUUGAUGAUCAGGUGGUUGUCUAUGUUCGUCAAUUAGGACCAGGUGUAUCAGUAGGGCAAGCAUGGCAAGAAGGAAAAGAGUUACAACAAGUGCCACAAAAAUUAUGUGGCGAGAUUCUGAUGGUGAAAGAUUAUUCUACUCUUAGAGAAGAUCAGUAAUAGUUGUUGGGAGGUUAUUUUAGAGAGAAGAAAGAAAAGUUAUGCUGUCAUGGAUUAGUAGUAGUUUAUGUUGUAGACAUGGCUGUAAGACUAGUACAGACAGGAGCCGGUGGGCAUCAGGAGAGCAAACAACUGUUGAACUAAUCCCUAAUCAAACAACCGCUAAAAGGAUAUCUCACAGAAGUUCUCAACUUUGGCAUGUCCGAUACAGUGACCAAUGACUGAGACUUGGAGUUCUGCUGAACAUGUAUUUGAUAGUUGUAUCACCUUCCUGAGGGUUUACCAGAGCGUACUUUACAGGCUAGCUUACAGUUAAAUUCUCACCUCUGCAUGUCCAAAUACCUAUAAGUUCAAGCAAUAUUCAUCUGCAAACCAGAUGAAAAAUACAAUAAAACGGGCUGUGUUAUCUGUAUUCCUGUGUGUUACAGUGAAGUACAUUUUCAACAUGCA